Messenger RNA from Teleopsis dalmanni, 3186 nucleotides. It is a transcript of the gene sgl, whose product is annotated as UDP-glucose 6-dehydrogenase. Gene Ontology annotation, molecular function: NAD binding; UDP-glucose 6-dehydrogenase activity. The record is from RefSeq and is a predicted model, not a curated record. Bases 326 to 1768 code for a protein of 480 amino acids. The transcript is spliced from 5 exons. Lineage: Eukaryota; Metazoa; Arthropoda; Insecta; Diptera; Diopsidae. Gene Ontology annotation, biological process: glycosaminoglycan biosynthetic process. Gene Ontology annotation, cellular component: cytosol; nucleus.
AUCGGAGAGAGCGCGAUUAUUCUCGUUAAAGCGGCGUGCGAGUGAUGGUGACUAGUUGUUCGUCACGCUAAAUUUGUAAAAUAAUAAAAGAAGUAAAAUUGAAAAGUAUUUAUAAUUUGCAAUAAUAAGCAUAAAAUUAUUUAAAAAAUUGUGCAAACAAAUUAACAAGUGUGUAAUUAUAUUUAAUAUUGUGUAAUUUGCUGAUUACUACACUCAACUUAGCGCAUAUUUUGCAUUUCCUGUUCUCGAAGCAUAAAAGAAUAUUUGCUGCAAGCAAAAGGAAUUUGUGUGGAAUUAAGUGAAAAAUAUAAUAAAAAUAUAUAAAAUGAUAAGUUCAAUGAAAGUUUGUUGCAUUGGCGCUGGCUAUGUUGGUGGUCCAACUUGCUCAGUAAUGGCGCUGAAAUGCCCAGACAUAACAGUUACCGUAGUCGACAAAAGUUGUGAACGCAUUGCACAGUGGAAUUCCGACAAAUUACCUAUUUAUGAGCCUGGCUUAGACGAGGUCGUUAAAAAAUGUCGAAAUGUUAACCUAUUCUUCUCGACAGAUAUUGACACUGCCAUAAAAGAAGCCGAUUUAAUAUUCAUUUCCGUAAAUACACCCACAAAAACAUUUGGCAAUGGAAAAGGACGUGCUGCUGAUUUAAAGUAUGUGGAAAGUGCCGCACGAAUGAUUGCUGAAGUGGCACAAUCCAACAAAAUCGUCGUGGAAAAGAGUACUGUGCCUGUGCGUGCUGCAGAAAGCAUAAUGCACAUUCUGCGUGCCAAUCAGAAGCCAGGCAUACACUAUGACAUACUCUCAAAUCCUGAAUUUUUAGCAGAAGGCACAGCAAUUGAAGACUUACUUAAUGCAGAUCGAGUACUUAUCGGCGGCGAAGAAACUCCAGAAGGACAUAAAGCAGUAGAGAAACUUUCUUGGAUCUAUCAACAUUGGAUACCGAAAUCUAAUAUAUUAACUACAAAUACCUGGAGUUCAGAACUAUCGAAAUUAGCUGCGAAUGCUUUCUUAGCACAACGUAUUUCUAGCAUUAAUUCCCUAUCGGCAGUGUGUGAAGCGACUGGUGCCGAUGUAGCUGAGGUUGCACGUGCUAUUGGCUUAGAUUCCCGUAUUGGUUCGAAAUUCUUACAAGCAUCUGUUGGAUUUGGUGGCAGUUGCUUUCAGAAAGAUAUAUUGAAUUUAGUAUAUAUAUGUGAAGGGUUAAACCUGCCAGAGGUGGCUGCUUAUUGGCAACAAGUUAUUGAUAUGAAUGAAUAUCAGAAAUCUCGCUUCUCACAGAAAAUUAUUGAAAGUCUUUUCAACACAGUAUCUGAUAAGCGUAUAUCCAUAUUUGGUUUCGCGUUCAAAAAGAAUACUGGUGAUACACGUGAAACACCAGCUAUAACAGUAUGUAAGACACUACUUGAGGAAGGUGCUAAGUUGGACAUAUAUGAUCCUAAAGUGGAACCAGAACAAAUUAUUGAUGAUCUUACGCAUCCGUGCGUAACCGAAUCACCUGAAAAUGUUAAAAAAGCUGUUCAAAUACAUAGCGAUCCCUACAGCGCCAUACGUGGAACUCACGCAAUCGUUUUGUGUACAGAGUGGGAUGAAUUUGUGAAUUUGGAUUAUAAACGAAUUUACCAAUCAAUGAUGAAACCAGCAUAUAUAUUCGAUGGUCGCAAAAUUCUUGAUCAUGAACGUUUGCUGCAAAUUGGUUUUCAUGUACAGACUAUUGGUAAGAAAUACCAACGUACUGGCUUGAUGCGAUCAUGGGGAAGUGUACCACAACUAUAGAAUUUUAGAAGAUAUAAAUAUCGAGAGUUUUAGUGUAAAUACUUUUCAGGAACAAAUACGAAUUCUUCUAUGAUUUCAAACUUCUAAACAAAAUAUGGAAAAACAAUCACGUUUCACGUUUAAAAUAUUUAUAUUUUUAUUGACAUUGCCACUUAGAAGUAUAAAUUUAUAUUUAUUGCAUUUAUAAAUACGAUAUAUGUAUGUAGAUUUCUUAUAAUAUUCAUUAUUGUUAUGAUGUGACAUUAUCUAUCAUUUUAUUAUCAAUUUUGUACUGCAAUUGACGUUAAUGUGUCUUCCUUGUGGCAAAGAAAAUUAUACUUAAUCUUAUUUAAUGUGUUCAGUCGUUUUUGACGGCUGGUGUUGGGUUGAAGUAUUCUUUCCUUACUGGAUCUAUGAAACGUAUUUGUUUGAAGUUAUUAUAAUAUCAAACUAUUAUCAAUUGAAUUAUUAUAAAGUAAAACAAAUUAAUUUAAUUUAAAAAAAUAGAUUGAUAUUGCAAAAGGCCUUCAAAAUGUAUUAUGAUGUUUGAACUUGUACUUUAGCAAGACUUUUUAAAGAGUAUCAAACUAAAUUACUCAUCAAAUAAGUUGAUGGAUAAACAUCAACAUUUUUACUCAGAGAUAUCUAUGACCCUUAUGUAUAAUCAACGUACACUAUUCUUAUCCUGUGAGUACAGUUCCCCAUAUCCCUUUUCAUCUACUAUGUCUAUUAUAAUUUAUAUAUAUAAUACUCUCUCUAAGCACUCUCUCUUCAUAGGAUUCAUAAUAAAUAUUUAAUUUAAAUUAAUAUAUGACGAUGUCAUUGACCUCGUACUUAAGUUUUAUAAAAAAAAAAAACAAAGCAAAAUUCCCAAUAAUUACAUCAUGAGUUAUUACAUAUUAUGCAUAUAAACAGAUGUUUCUUUGCUGAUCUAGGUCAAUUAUAUUCUUUAAAUAAAAUCAGUUUAGUUGUUUAUAUAUCGAAAUUUAUUUUGUUUUUAUUUUGAUUUUUUUAAUGGUUAUUUUCUUUGUAUUGUCAGGUUCAUAAACGCAAUUGCAGUGCACAUUAAAUACUUUAUUAUUGACUUAAAAAUAUUUAAUUGAAAAAACCAAAUCUAAAAUCUUGUUCUAAGUAUAUUCAUAUCUGCUAACAGUAUUUAUAGCUAUCGUGUAUUAAACUAUAUUUAAAAAUUAUUUAAGUAGUUCUACUCAAAUGAACUCGCAUUUUUAGUCUAAAAAGCUUCCCGUUCAAAACGUUAAGCAUUUGUUAUUUUGAAAAAAACUGUGCAUAUCGCCAUAACAAAACAAUUAUAUUAUUUAAUUUCUAUUAUAAUUUUGUUAUUGUAAACAAUAAUUAAAUACUUUCCUAAAAAUAAUGUUCAAAACUAUCACUACAUAGUCAUACAAAAAUUUGUAAAUUAAUAAAAAUACACUUUAUAU